Closterium sp. Yama58-4 is the source of this 894-nucleotide messenger RNA. The record is from the annotation of a GenBank genome assembly. NCBI's taxonomy places the organism in Eukaryota, Viridiplantae, Streptophyta, Zygnematophyceae, Desmidiales, Closteriaceae.
AUGCUCAUGCCUGACGUCAGCAGCGGGAGCCUCUUCAUCCACCCGUCGGAUUUCCAUCACGGAAGCAUCGAUGGCCCCGCAGCCGUCGAUUCUCUCCGCCAGGCUUUUUUCACCGCUCAGCUCGACCGCGCCAUCCUCGAUAAGACAUUCUCCGACAAGACCACUGCUGUUGUCACCGAGCCGGCGAGUUACGAAGAAGGCUACGUGUACGACCCCACGGCGCCGAUUCCGGCGGAUGCGACGGACGUGGUGUUGGUGCGGCACGGCGAGACGUUUUGGAACCACGACCACCGCCUGCAGGGCCAGCUCGACACGGAACUCAACGCCGCCGGCCUCGCGCAAGCUCAGGCUGUCGCGGCGCGCUUCGCCACGUGGGAGUUUCCCUUCUGCGCCAUCUACGCGUCGGACCUGCGACGCGCCGCGGACACCGCGCAGGCCAUUGCGGACCGCGCGGGAUUCCCGGGAAUUGUGAAGGACGCGGGUCUGCGCGAGCGCCACAUCGGACACCUUCAGGGCUGCCUGGCUCACGAGGCGCCUUUCAAACAGCCGGAGGCGUUCAAUGCGUUCCAGUCGUCGGACCCCACCGUCACCAUUCCGGGAGGCGGGGAGAGCAUGGCUCAGCUGGUCGAGCGGACGAGCAAGACCGUGGAGAAGAUCGCACGCCGUCACCGCGGGAAGCGUGUGGUCGUUGUUUGCCAUGGUGCCGUGAUGAUGGCGCUGCAUCGCCACGCGUUGGGGCAUGACUCGUCCAUGGGGGUCAUCAACGCGUCGAUCAAUGUCGUCCGCCUGUCUGUUGAUCACACGUGGCGUGUCCUCCACUGGGGCGAUGUGAAGCAUCUCGAUGGCAUGGAAUUCGACCAUGACGGCUUCGGCGGUGGCAAAGACUCCGCUUGA